Rhodamnia argentea is the source of this 1024-nucleotide messenger RNA. Its product is annotated as V-type proton ATPase subunit E. NCBI's taxonomy places the organism in Eukaryota, Viridiplantae, Streptophyta, Magnoliopsida, Myrtales, Myrtaceae. Gene Ontology annotation, biological process: proton transmembrane transport. Bases 166 to 858 code for a protein of 230 amino acids. Gene Ontology annotation, cellular component: proton-transporting two-sector ATPase complex, catalytic domain. The record is from RefSeq and is a predicted model, not a curated record. The transcript is spliced from 7 exons. Gene Ontology annotation, molecular function: proton-transporting ATPase activity, rotational mechanism.
UACAAGCCCGUCUCUUUCCCUGCUUCACUCCGGAACUCCGAACGAGCCUCAAUCGAUCUCGUCAUCCAAGGAAGUUUCCCGUCCCCCUCCUCCUCCUCGCUCGCCCGGUCUCCCUCGCUCCCUCGUUCCGAUCUCCGCCUCCGGUUCGUCGCCGAUCACCGAAAGAUGAACGACGCCGAUGUGUCGAAGCAGAUUCAGCAGAUGGUCAGAUUCAUCCGCCAGGAGGCGGAGGAGAAGGCCAACGAGAUCUCCGUCUCUGCUGAAGAGGAGUUCAACAUCGAGAAGUUGCAGUUAGUGGAAGCAGAAAAGAAGAAGAUCAGACAGGAGUAUGAGCGCAAGGAGAAGCAAGUGGAAAUUCGAAAGAAGAUUGAAUAUUCGAUGCAGCUGAAUGCUUCUCGGAUCAGGGUCCUUCAAGCUCAAGAUGAUGUGGUUAAUUCUAUGAAAGAGGUAGCAGCCAAGGAGCUUCUUAAUGCAAGUCGUGAUCACUAUGUCUAUAAGAAUCUUUUGAACAAUCUCAUUGUCCAGAGUUUGUUAAGAUUGAAAGAGCCUGCAGUGCUACUUCGUUGUAGAAAGGAUGACCUGCAUCUGGUGGAGUCCAUCCUGGAUUCAGCCAAAGAGGAGUAUGCAAAGAAAGCAAGCGUUCAUUCUCCGGAAAUCAUAGUCGACAAUCGUGUUUAUCUUCCACCUGCUCCUUCCCAUCACAAUGCCCAUGGCCUUCACUGUUCAGGAGGAGUUGUUUUGGCUUCCCGAGAUGGGAAAAUUGUGUGUGAGAACACACUUGAUGCGCGAUUGGAUGUUGCCUUCAGGAAAAAGCUUCCAGAGAUCCGCAAGUGGCUAUUUGGUCAGGUUGCUGCUUGAGUUGGGCAGAUCGCUCUGUUUGACUGUGCCUAUAUUGUGCUCUCAGUUGAAAAAAUCUAUUCGUUUGCUUUUCAAGAUUAUCUCUGGAGUGUGGAAAAGCACUGAUUGCUACUUAUAAUUAUUUGAUAAGCUAUUUACAUCGAAUAAAAAUCCUGGAUUGCCGAUA